CGGCUGGGGACGGCUCCUCUCCUCUCCUCUCCGCCGCUAAGGGAAAACCUAGAGACUAUCCCCAAUCCCCAAUCCCAAUCGAGGAUCCAUGGACCCCAAUCCCGACUCCAAAUCGAGGAUGGAUGACGGCCCCAGCUGGUCGCUGUCGUCGCAAGCGUCUUCCGCGACGUCCUCACGACCCGUGGACGGCGGGCCGGCGGCGCCGGCGAGGAAGAGGAAGCCGGGGACGUGGAGGAGGCUCCCGCGCACCCUGCCGCUGGAAGUGGAGCUCAGGAUGAAGCUGGGUUUCAUAACGCAUGAGGAGCUGAGGCGGCAGCACCUGGCGCGCGCCGAGGAGCUGGAGAGGAUGGACGACAGCGGGUGCGACUCCGAGGAGGCCAAGGUCGCCUUCCGGGACUUCAAGAAGGAGCAUGUCCGCUGGUACCGCAAGCUCGCCGAGGGCUGGCCGGAGAAUAUAGUCAUCAACUACGACCCCAAGCCCAGCGACACAGAGGAAGAGUACCUAACCGCUGAGGACAUAGAAGCACGCUUCGCUCAUCGUGACCCCACUUCGCUUCACCUAGAACAACUUAAACACUUUGCUAACCUUGCCUUGGCGCAUUACAAUGCCAGAAAGACCGAGCACAAGUUCGACAUUUCUCAAGCCUUGACGUCCAACUGCUUUUCCGAGGCAUGUGGGACAACAUAUGCCCAUGUUAACUUCACCGCCAAACCCCAGAAGAGUGAUGACCCUACAAAGAGGCUCUUCUUCGCUGAGCUCAUGCUCAUUCCAAAGCUCCAGCUGCAGGAAGAUGCCGAGCCUAUGCGUGUGCUGCAUGUCUCGAUUAUCGAUGAUGCUCCUUGUUUUGGCGGUUGCCAUGAGAUAUAUCGGAAUAUCAACCAUAGGAUGAGGGGCGCCAUGGAUUAUGAGCGUUGUCAUGCGUGUCACGACAUUCUGAAACAUCCAAAAGGAGAUAUGUUCAUCGGAGGGCAUGAUAGCACGAGGAUGCCCUACAUCUCUGCAACAUAGGAUGUGAAUUGGUACUAGUUUGGAGGUUGAAAUCACCAUCACGAGUGAUGACAUAAAUGCCCUAAAUUAUUGUCAUAUAUGUUGUGAACACAUUGAAAAUCAGCUCAUGUGUGAUGUUUGCAUCCUUAGAAUUUAGAGUUAAAAUUAUUGCUAUGUGAUGUGAUGACGUAAAUUAUUGGCAUGUGAUGUUUGCAUGUUUACUCAUCAGAUAUUAUUUGAAUUUCAUGUGUGAUGGAGUGAAUAA
Triticum aestivum (bread wheat) is the source of this 1253-nucleotide messenger RNA. RefSeq lists its product as uncharacterized. The record is from RefSeq and is a predicted model, not a curated record. Bases 89 to 1009 code for a protein of 306 amino acids. The transcript has 4 exons. Lineage: Eukaryota; Viridiplantae; Streptophyta; Magnoliopsida; Poales; Poaceae.